This is a messenger RNA of Cercocebus atys (sooty mangabey), 6304 nucleotides long. It is a transcript of the gene ENO4, whose product is annotated as enolase family member 4. Bases 2949 to 4709 code for a protein of 586 amino acids. Lineage: Eukaryota; Metazoa; Chordata; Mammalia; Primates; Cercopithecidae. The transcript has 15 exons. Gene Ontology annotation, molecular function: magnesium ion binding; phosphopyruvate hydratase activity. Gene Ontology annotation, cellular component: phosphopyruvate hydratase complex. Gene Ontology annotation, biological process: glycolytic process. The record is from RefSeq and is a predicted model, not a curated record.
GUGCUGGGAUUACAGGUGUGAGGCCACCACGCCCGGCCUUGUUAAUGUAAUUUUUCAAGGUUAUAUAAAGUAAUUCAUUCAUUACAGGAAAAUCAGAUACUAUCAAUAUAUGGAAAGAUGAAAAUAAAAGGUCCUGGUGAUCCCAUCACCUUGGAACAACACAAUUAACAUGCUGAUGUGUAUCUUUUCAGACUUUUUUCUAUGCAGUUCUACAAACACAAACACAUACAUAUGAAACGUUCCCAAAAGUCUCUGCCCUAGACUUUGUGAUUUUGGUUUUUUCCUUCUUCUCUAAACCCCUUUUCCUGACAUAGCUCCUUGCCUUCCUUUUAUGUCCUAAAUCUAUUCCUUCCCCAAUAUUUAGGUCCUAUUUCAAAACGAUUUUCCCCCCUUUGCCCUCCAAAGGAUUCGUCUGUUCUUACAACUUUGAACUCUAUGUGGAUGUUGUCUAUCGGAUCUUCAGUCCUCCCUUUUCUCUGGGACACUAGUGCUACUCAAGCUCUACACAUCUAACGCCCAAUGCAUCAUGUUGCCUCCAUCAAAACCAGAUGAUGCACUGAUCCUAUUUCCAUUAACUACCACAGAAUUCUACAAGGUAUCCUCAAUAGCCAUCUUUGCUUCCCCAACCGCACCACAUCCAACUAGUGAAAGCCUUUUACAUCGCUCCUUCCUAUUCUCUCUCACUCAUCAAUUCCCAUGGUUGCCAUCAGUGUUUAGGCCCUUGCACAUAUACUAUUUUCUGCCUCUGUCUCCUUUUCUGUAUAACAAAAACCCAUCAAUGCUACCCACUGCUUCAAGUUAACUUCCUAAAAUCCCACUUGUUUCUUGCCCUUCCUAAAUUCAAAAAUUUGUGGUUGCUUCCUUCUCUUACAAAAUGGGAUUCCAGCCUCUUUGUAAUCUCACCUCAAACUACUUUUCCACCCUAUUUCUCAUUAUUCCUGAAAAGAAACCCUUUGCUCCAGUCAGGUUGGUGUACUCAUUAUUCACCCACCUCCAAAACAUCUGACUGUCAGUUAAGUACUUAUUAACCGUUUAUUAUGGGUAAAACCCAUUCAAUCAUUCAACAAAUAUUUACUGAGCAGCUAUUCCAUCAGGUAAUGUAAUAAUACUGCAGACACAGUGGUGAACAAGACAGAUCAAGUCGCUGUCCUCCUGGAACUGAGGCAAAAGGGUGAUGGGGGAGACUCUUAAGACAUGGUGGUCCCAGCCCAGGAUACUCGCAAUCUUCCAUUGAAAUGUCAAAUGAAUCAAGACAUCCUGAGGGCUGAACUUGGCCGUCCAGGAUGCAAAUGGGGAAAGACUUCAGAAGGAAGGGCUGGCUGGAGUGAGAGCUGGAUUGUGGACAUGGCUUCUCUGAUGUGGGACUCAACCCGGGCACUCAAGGAUGAGCACAGGAGAGAAGCAGGUGCCUUCCUUCCAGGGGUGUAUGAGGAAAGGCAAAAAGGUGGAAUGGAAACAACAGCAAUAGUGUCAGCUUAUUUUGCAUAAGGGUUCACUCAACACCUAUUCAGAGCACAUCCUCCGCCCUUGCAGGGCCCCAGGCUCCGUGGUGGAUGUGAAGGUAAGACAGACUCAGAUCCUACUGUCAGGGGAUUUCCAUCUAGCAAGGAGAGAAGGCAGGUUCAUGAUGGUCUAUCACACACAGACAGUGAGACGUUCCAUAGAGAGCAGAGAGAACACGGAGGAAGUCUGGAAGGUGCACGUUUGGGUUUGUAUUAACAGUACGUACAGCAUCACAUUUUUAUGCAUCUGCACCCACACGUGCAUGUAUUGAAAAUAACUGUGUUUCAAAGUGCUUUCUCACUCACUUCCUCGUUUUGUACUAAGUGACUUGGGAAUCAGGCAGAGUAGGUAAGAUGAUGUUUUCCAGAGGGGGCAAAGUGUGGCACAGAUCUUGUAACUGAUCUGCUUGGGUAGGGAACAUAAACAGGCGCGAGUAGAACAAGAACACCCUGUCCGUCGCCGCCCACUCCUGCAGCAGAGCAAGUAUCUAGAACUGAGGACGCACACUAAGUUCUGUAAUCGCAUGACACCUGGCAGGUACAAUGAAGCCAGGAAGGCACUUCGGAUUGAAAAGGGCAGGACGUAGACAGCAUUCUGGAGAGGGAACGUGAGCCAAGGCCAUUCCCCCAUUUCCGUUUUACCUCCCCAAGUCCUGCCUGAAUCAUCCCCCACCCUUAGGUCUGCCCAAACCGCAACCAUCCCUUAGAGUUCGCCCCAAAUAUUUUCAACCCACACUGGUUUUUUUCAUUCCAUUGAUUUCACCCCUACUAAUAUCCCAGGGAAGGGCGAGUGGCCGUUUCUCUCCUGGACAUCAUAGCAGGAUCGGCCAGCACACGGCUCGGCUCAGAGCAGGUAGUUAAUAAACAUGAGCCGAAUGAAAGAAUUCCUGAGAUCGCCACAGCUCAGUAAGGAUGCCCUGAGCCCCUACAUCCCUCCCCCAACAGAGUAGGCCUGCCUGGCACGGGCGGCCUUAGCAACCCGGAGGAGCUCACUAACCGCGGAAAGCACAGGGGCACGUAGGGAGAGCGGGGUGGCCCAAGACGCUGGGCCACUGGGAGCCCAGCGCGCGACCCCAGCUGGAAGUCGGAGCUAAGGUUGCAGCGCUCCGGCAAAACGCGCUAGACGAGGUCGUUAAAAGAUUUCCCCCUCUGGAAAAUCGCCAGGGAAAAGUGGUGAAAAAGGAAGCCGGGAGGGCCCUAGUCUCGGGAGUCUAUGAGGAGCCCAACCCACGGACCUAAUCCCGCAGGGAGAAGAGCGAGGUAAGCUACCGCAGAAGCCAAGCCAUUCCAGCUCCAAGGAAAGGGAGCGGUUUUUGCCGCAGGAAGAACCUAGGUCUGGAAGCCUCGCGAGAUCUGGGGGUCGGGAUCACGUUGCGUUGCCUAGCGACAGCAAGGACGCUCGUGGGACCCCCGGCUAAACCCCGCUGUAGCCUUAAAUCUCCUACCAUGGGGGAAGAAGGCGGCGGCGGCAGCUGUGGGACCACUAGGGAGCUGCAGAAGCUGAAGCAGCAGGCGAUGGAGUACUACCGGGAGAACGACGUUCCGCGCAGGCUGGAAGAGCUGCUCAACUCCACCUUCUACCUCCAGCCUGCCGACGUCUACGGGCACCUGGCAAACUGCUUUUCUAAACUUGCAAAGCCUCCCACCAUAUGCAAAAUAGUGGGGAAAGACGUACUGGAUGGACUAGGGCUUCCAACCUUGCAAGUGGACAUAUUCUGCACCAUUCAAAACUUUCCUAAGAACAUAUGUUCUGUGGUAAUCUCGACUCACUUUGAAGUCCAUGAGAACGCUCUGCCCGAGCUGGCUGAGGCGGAGGAGGCAGAGAGGGCCAGCGCGGUCAGCACCGCCGUGCAGUGGGUCAACAGCACCAUUACGCACGAGCUCCAGGGGAUGGCACCCUCUGAUCAGGCAGAGGUGGAUCACCUCCUCAGGAUAUUCUUUGCAAGUAAACUACAAGAAGAUAAGGAGAGAAAAGAAUUGGAAAACAGCCUGGAAUGCUCAGCAGUGCCUACACUUGUACCUCCAGUACCACCGCCACCACCCCCUCCACCUCCUACCAAAAAAAAGGGGCAAAAGCCAGGGAGGAAGGAUACUAUUACAGAGAAACCUAUUGCACCUGCAGAGCCUGUUGAGCCUGUACUCAGUGGCAGUAUGGCCAUAGGGGCCGUGUCCCUAGCUGUUGCCAAAGCCUGUGCCAUGCUGCUUAAUAAACCUCUGUACUUAAAUAUCGCUCUACUGAAGCACAAUCAGGAACAGCCAAUGCUAUUUAUGCCUUUGCUGAUGGUAUCGCUGAUCAGCUGUGGGAAGUCAUCGUCUGGGAAGCUAAAUUUAAUGAAAGAAGUGAUUUGUAUACCCCAUCCUGAAUUAACAACCAAACAAGGGGUCGAGAUGCUUAUGGAAAUUCAGAAACAUAUCAACAAAAUAAUUGAAAUGCCCUCUCCUCCAAAAGCAGAGACAAAAAAAGGGCAUGAUGGAAGCAAAAGAGGUCAACAGCAGAUCACUGGCAAGAUGUCCCAUCUUGGUUGUUUAACCAUUAACUGUGACACCAUAGAACAGCCACUGCUUCUAAUACAGGAAAUCUGUGCAAACCUGAGGCUAGAACUGGGAACAAAUCUGCAUCUAGCUAUCAACUGUGCUGGACAUGAGCUGAUGGACUACCCUCCUCAGCCAUGUGGAACUAGUAAAGGAAAGUAUGAAGUGAUCAUGGGCACAUACAAAAAUGCAGCGGAGAUGGUUGACCUGUAUGUGGAUCUGAUCAACAAGUACCCUUCAAUUAUUGCCUUAAUUGAUCCUUUCAGGAAGGAGGACUCUGAACAGUGGGACAGCAUCUAUCACGCACUUGGUUCCAGGUGUUACAUAAUUGCAGGAACUGCGUCCAAAAGCGUUUCUAAACUUCUAGAGCAAGGAAACAUCAGCAUCCCCAAAUCCAAUGGGCUGAUCAUAAAACACACAAACCAAACUACAAUGUCUGACUUGGUGGAAAUAACCAAUCUGAUUGACAGUAAGAAGCACAUCACAGUCUUUGGAAGUACAGAAGGAGAAUCAUCUGAUGACAGCCUUGUCGAUUUGGCUGUUGGGCUUGGUGUCCGGUUUAUCAAGUUGGGGGGUCUUUCCCGUGGUGAACGAGUGACUAAAUACAACCGCCUUCUCACUAUAGAGGAAGAACUUGUCCAGAAUGGAACACUGGGCCUUAGCUUCCCUGAAUGACUGAUGCCAGUUCCAGCCAGACGUUACCACAAGGUAAACAGCUGCUGCAGGGCACCCAAAAGGACUCCGGUGACCACAGGCUCCACCCCUCUCUGGUGACAGUGCAGCCCCCUCAGCAUUCCACAAUGGAUUAACAGAUGGAGGAGAAUUUCUCUGACACCGGCCUUGGUGAAUCAUUAUUAAAGGGACCCAAAACUGGAAAAAUCAAUCUCCCCACUCCCACUUUCGAGUAGGAAAUCUUGGCAAAAGCUCAGCCAUUACAAUGUUGUCAAUACUUACAUGGAAGGAUCUGACUGGAGCGGUCCUCGCCUGCCAUCAUUUCCCUGGGAGCAGUCAGCUGAAAGUGGCUUGUAUCGUGCAUAAUACUGGCCUUUCCCCCAGUUCAUCAUCUUCCUCUUAACCCUUUCUGCUAAGCCUCUGCCCAGAGUCCGUGAUGCAUCAUCAAAUGUUCCAGAAUGAAUGUGAGUGCAAAUAAAAUCGAACAGAACAUCUGUAUGGCACAAUUAACAUAUAACCAAAUACAGGCCCAGUUGUAAAUGGUUCUGGUAUCCUUUCCGAUGGUGAUGUGACACCUUUGGACUAGCACUGAAGAUGAUCUCCUUCAACUCAUGUAAUAUAUAAAAGCUGGCACCACUGGAUUAGACCGUAAACUUUAUUGUUACUUUUUUUUUUAAAUAGGUUUCAAUGAAGAACGCACUUUUUUUUACUUUAAUGAGGAAGCUGAAAAGGCUGCAGAGGCACUUGAGGCUGCUGCGGCUAGGGAGCCGCUGGCACCCACCUUCCCCACACAAGGUGUAGAGGAAUCAGCCGAAACAGGAGCAUCCUCUGGAUAGGGCUGUACACACCCCAGGUUCCAGCCACACCGUCAGUAUUAGUAGACCGGGACGUCUGAUGUAUGGCGCCGUGUCUCCACAUCGAGUUUCCUCUUCAACUUCACCAACUCCUGUGGUUUUUAUUCUUCUAAUUCCACUGUUUGGUAAAUUACAUAUAUGGUGUUCUUGCUUGAAAUUCUAUCUGUGAACUUUGUUUUGCAGCCACCACACUUCCAUGCAGAUUUUGUCUUUUAGCUCUCCUGUCCGUUUUUCAGGGGGCACGCUCCAGUAAAAGAAGCCAAGAUUUUUGUUGUCAACUCCACACUCAAUCAAACACCCCAUCCUUUACCAAUCAGAACAUCUCUGAGAACAAAAACCUAAUGACCCUAGAAGCUCUCUGUGCUGGGAACAGAUGUCCAUCUUCUGUGUUUACUCUACAUGUCUGUGCUGAAAAGCACCGACACAUUUUUGUAGCCAACCUCACGCAGAAGUGCGAGAGCGUCACUAGUUUUUGUAACAGCCAAACAGUUUCAUCUCACUUUCCUACCCUUAAUUCCCUUUUCCCUAAUUCCCUCUUCUUUUUAAAUUUUAGUUUUUCUUGUAUUAUUUUUAUCUUUGUGAGUCUUCUUGGAUCCUUUUUGGAGUAAGAAUGAGUAUAAAUGAAUAAGCACAUCAGUAAAUGAAUAAAUAUUCUCAAGGUUAUUAAAUGCCCAGUUAUUUAUACUACAGCAUUUAAAAAGCAAUCCGCAAGUGAUAAAAAAAAUUAAAAAAUGAUGUGACAUA